Molecule: messenger RNA, 777 nt
Organism: Macrosteles quadrilineatus (aster leafhopper)
Lineage: Eukaryota; Metazoa; Arthropoda; Insecta; Hemiptera; Cicadellidae
Product: protein AMN1 homolog
Exons: 1
Coding region: 1-777 (258 amino acids)
Biological process (GO): SCF-dependent proteasomal ubiquitin-dependent protein catabolic process
Cellular component (GO): SCF ubiquitin ligase complex
Molecular function (GO): protein binding
Source: RefSeq, a predicted model, not a curated record
AUGGAAAAAGGAUACUGGCAUCGAGGUCCUUCAUCACUUUACCGGAUUACAAUGAUUUCACUUGUGCGUCAGAAAUGGAAUUUGGCCUUUAUAAAAACUCUUCCUGGACACAUAAAAGAAGAUUUGUUGCAGCUAGGAAUAUUAAGAAGAAGAGUGAAUAGUGAUCUGGGUCUCAGUGAAUUUCUACAUCCCAACGUAAUGAGAUUGGACACAUUUCAUUGCGAUAUAUCUAGUAAAGAUUUGUUGGAGAUAUCUCGAUGUCGCCGGUUGAGACUUUUGGUAAUGAAUCCACCAAGAUACUAUAGAUUCAGCCAUUCUACUCCCAUUCUCAAACAGAUGUUUUCAAAUCUCCCCUUCCUGGUUAAGUUGCACAUCACAAAUAACGAUGGAGUGACAGAUGACGUAGUAUCUGUCAUUACAAAGACUUGUAAUCUAGUUCAAGAGUUAGAUCUGAGUGGAGACUAUAAUCUCACAGAUGCAGCGACAGAUAGUCUUGCACGAAUGUGUAAUUUGAAAGCUAUCGAUCUGUCCAACACAAACAUAGGAGACCGUGGCCUGAAAACAUUGAGUCAAGGACCACAUUCAAAAAUGAUCUCCCAUCUUAGGCUCAACCACUGCAAGAACGUUUCUGACGAUGGCAUAUAUGCUCUAAUACAGGGUUGUGAGAAUUUACUGAAACUCAUUGUGUGUGGAUGGCCAAGAGUUUCUAUAGAGUGUCAACUAGCUCUGAAUACAUUUCUGAGCAGACAAUCAACAGAAAAAAAUACAUCCAUGUAA